GGGAUGUUCAUUCCAUUCACUUAAAACAUUUACACAUUUGUGGAUUAUAAUAAAAAAGGAUGAAUUGAGCCACCUUUAAUUUAAUAAGGGUUACAAACAACUUUAAAUACAAUGGACAAAGGGUAAGAUGCACUAUGAUAUUCAUUUGUUUUUGGUGUACAAUAGCAGUGGCAGCCAUUAAUAUUAACUUAUUAACUUGUACCUGAUGUAGUCAUCUGAUUAAAGACUCUUACCUGGCUAUCAUUUUUAAUACACACAUAGUUAUGAUGUGGUUAAUGUAAAGUUGUGUUUUACAAAAUGCCACAGUUUUUGUCAGAAGGCAUCCAGCAGGUUCGUUAGGCCAAAAAUAGCCGUUAUCAGCUACGGCAGCAUGUGUGCCAGCGUGAGCACUACGCAUAUAAUCAACACAUGUGAAGUGUAACUGAAAGUGUCAGCGGAUGACAGAUGAAGCCACAAAACCACCAGCCACAAGAAGACCAUUGACAAAAGCAGCUAUUUCUCAGGGUGACCUCAGCUCACCCACUUACUGCGUCCCCUCAAUCCUGGUUAUCAAAUCCCCUCAGUGUCAUCAUGGUCCACAAAACGGAAGUAAGAAAUGAAAAAAGAAGAUGGGGAUAAGGAGGUUGAGUGUCUGGUGAAGUGAAGAGCACGACAGACUUUCAGAGAGGAUGGACGAGAGAAACAGAACAAUGAUCGUGGUUUUUCUGCUCUGUGUCAUUGCGGAUAUGCUAGCAGAAGGCCACACUCUGGAUGUGUGUGCCACCUGCCAUGCUAACGCCACAUGUGACGACAAGUCAGACGGUUCUGGCAAAGUUUGUAACUGCAAAUAUGGCUUUGUUGGAAAUGGGAGAACCUUCUGUCAAGAUAAAGAUGAGUGUCAGUUAGGAGCAAGUAAAAUCUGUGGGCAGCACACCGCCUGCCACAACACAUAUGGCAGCUACUACUGUACCUGCCUGGCUGGCUACAGCCCUUCUAACAACAUGGCAGUCUUCAUCCCAAACGAUGGAACCCACUGUCGGGACAUUGAUGAGUGCAGGAUCGCAGGCUUGUGUGGAGAUGGAGGUCAAUGCAGGAAUCUUGAGGGCAGUUUUGACUGCAGCUGCCAGCUGGGAUACCAAGUCCACAAUGGAACGGAGCCCUUCCACCCUUACAGAGACAGAGCUUCCUGCAGAGUGGUUGACUGUGGCCAGCAUGCCUCAGUGGAGGACACAGUGCUGCUGUCAGUCACAGGUACCACAUACAGCAGUGUGGCCAUGUUUGGCUGUGACGAAGGCUUUGUGUGGAUUAGCGGAGACAACAGCUCUGUGUGUGGAGCUGAUGGACUGUGGAGAGGACCCACCAUGGUCUGUGAAGCUAAAUGUGGCCCGAAUCCCUUCCUUGCCAACUCAGAGGUGGUGUGGCAUAACAGAAGUGUUGUGAUCCACCGCUGCAUGGAUGGAUAUCACAGCUGGAGGGGAAGCAACGUCUCUGUGUGUCGCAACUCUGGGCUGUGGCAGAAAGCCACACUGAGGUGCAUAGAAAUAAAGCCACCUAUCAAUCAUCUAUUUGUCCUCAAUGAAAAAUGUCUGCAUUGGAAAGCAGAGAAGUAUGAGGAGGAUACAGAAGUUUACAUGGUGACAUACAUAGGCUCCAGGGACUACCAGAGGUCCUUUCAUGAUAAAGGAAAGCGGUUUCUGAGCUCCAUGGGUGACCAGCUAGAACUCUGUCUGAACCUGCUCCCGGUCACAAACUACAGCAUUUCAGUCACUGCAGUGUCUGCCAGAUUCACAGCUACCACCACCACUAACACCAGUUUACCAGUGCCUCCAGCACCGGUUAUCUACUACAGAGAAUUUGAGACUCCUGUACCAACUUUGAGGCUGCGCAGAUCACCCAACACACUGGACCCAAUAAGUUGGUACCAAGUGUUUGUGCUUCCUGUAGAGGGGAUUGUGGUGUUUGACUGUCCCUCUCCUGCGAGCUCAGACCCCUCAAGCAAAAUAAAGUCCUCAACAGAGUACAUCACUGCCCAGAUUGAUGUCAGACAUGUUGGGACAGUGAUGAACUUUACUGUAGGGGAUGGACUCUACUAUGGAGGAUUCUUUAAUGCACCACUGGAGAGUGGAAGAAACUAUUAUAUCAUCUUACGAGCAGUCAGUCAGUGGAAAACGGCUUUAAAAAGUUCCUGUGUCCUGUGGGCUAAAGUAAGAGGUACCUCCUAUGUCCUGAAGGUUUCAUCUCUGUCUGCUGCUGCAUCAAUAGGACUGGUUGCUUUGAUCAUUUUGGGUGGAUACAGUUUCACCUGGUUUUUUAAGAAGACAUAAUAACUCCUACGUGCUGAUGUUCUGUAAUUUUUUUGUCAGCAUGACAAAUAAAUUACAGUUUUGACUUGCUACCUGUAUAUAUUGUAAAUAAUUAUAAUAAAACUUUUUUCAUUAACUGUAA
Morone saxatilis (striped sea-bass) is the source of this 2424-nucleotide messenger RNA. RefSeq names its product sushi domain containing 1 (gene susd1). Gene Ontology annotation, molecular function: calcium ion binding. The record is from RefSeq and is a predicted model, not a curated record. Lineage: Eukaryota; Metazoa; Chordata; Actinopteri; Moronidae. The transcript has 13 exons. The coding region runs from base 669 to 2303 and encodes 544 amino acids.